ACCUGAAAAAUCUAAAAAUGUUCCAAAAAUCCACAAUUGUCAUGAUUUUUGCCCUUUUCUGUAUUUCAUCGUGUCAAGUUAUAUAUACUCCUGAAGUUGUAUCAUCUCCAUAUUAUUAUGCUUCAUCUCCAGUUGCUUCUGCUUAUCCAUAUGCUUAUGCUUAUGGAGCUGCUGCUUAUCCAACUGCUUAUUACGGAUGGGGAUCUAAUAUGGGACAACAAGCACCAUCUUCUGCUCCAACUCAGAAAUUGACAAAUAAUCAGUAAAGAGAUCUCUAAUUCUGGAAUAUGUGUACUAUACGAACCACCGAAUAAACAUUUUGAAGCUGAUUUGUGGCAGGUUUUGCUAAUCAUCAGCUUUAUUUUAAA
This is a messenger RNA of Caenorhabditis elegans, 368 nucleotides long. It is a transcript of the gene nspb-3, whose product is annotated as Nematode Specific Peptide family, group B. NCBI's taxonomy places the organism in Eukaryota, Metazoa, Nematoda, Chromadorea, Rhabditida, Rhabditidae. The transcript is spliced from 2 exons. The record is from RefSeq and is marked reviewed. Bases 18 to 266 code for a protein of 82 amino acids.